This is a messenger RNA of Xyrichtys novacula (pearly razorfish), 4334 nucleotides long. The record is from the annotation of a GenBank genome assembly. Lineage: Eukaryota; Metazoa; Chordata; Actinopteri; Labriformes; Labridae.
AUUACGGGACAAUUUACGGCAGCAACUGUUCCUCCUCCUCCUCCUCUGCUGUGUUGCAAAAACUGAAGUCACUGCCUCUCUGUGGUGAGAAAGAGACUAAUAUCACGAAAACAUGUCUGCGCUCAUCAGGAGAAUCAUCAACACUACAUCUGCACCGGCUGCCAUCGGCCCGUACAGGUGAGAAAACUCACCCAAACACACACAAGCACCACUUUCUAUUUAUAGCGACACGUGGGCUGCAUUAACUUGUACUUAGGUAAAAAGUUUGACUAGUCAGGAAUCACGAGGAAAGUCCAGUAUAUGAGCAGGGGCGGGAUUUAGUGUUCAAUGAACUCACCUGUUUGAGUGGACCUCGUAAAAUAGGGCCAAAGUUUAACAUUUGGUGGAGCAGAGGACGCAUUUGCAGAUUUGCAGAGCAGGAAUAUCUGACAGGCAGCAGACAAAUGGCAGCUAUUCGUCGACAAACCCCCUACACACCAAAAGCCCCUAUCAGACAGGGAAUAUACAGGUAAGGUUAAAUUAAAGUUAAAUUUACCAAAUGUUUCUUUACCUCUGUUGUGCUUUAAUCUUAAAAAUCAACUUUUCACUUUAUGAUUGUAAAACAUAGAUAAAGCUUAUAGAAAUUAUCAGAAAUGUUUCAUUAACCUGACAGAUAUGUAGCAGAUUUUGCAGAUUUACUGAUGAUUAAUUAACUUUCCAUAGUUUUACAUGUUAAGGGGAGUCUCUACUCUGACCAAUCGGUUGUCAGUGGGCGGAGUCUCUGCAGACACUGAAAGACCUCUGAUUACUUGAAUUCAAGGCGAAAUGCCCUUUAAUCUGCUCCACCAAGGUCCUAAAGACUUUGUUGGAGUGGCUCUGUUUUGCAAUGUUGGCGCCGGCCUAUAAAAUAAAACCAAUCUUAUCUGCACAUGUAAUAAAAUUUUAUUUGAUAAAUGACACAUAACACAAUAUGUAGUGUCCAAGCUACAGUUUGCCCAAGCCUCAAUGGGGCCCUAAGAUUGAUUGUUGAUCAUUCACACAUCUACUUCAGUAUAAAUUUAAUGCACCUGACAUGUCUUAACACAUUUAAGGGGGUGGCCCUGGGUAAUAACAUAAAUAAUACCAAUGCAUACUUGAUCUACUAUCAAGUUUAAAGAACACGUAGAUAACUAAUGUAUUUUUCUGUGUGUGUUUGUGUUUCAUCCUCAGCCAGUCGGUGGUCGUGGACAGAACGAUGUACAUCUCCGGUCAGCUGGGGAUGGAUGUAGCCUCAGGUCAGCUGGUAGAUGGAGGAGUGCAGGCCCAGGCUAAACAGGUCAGGUGAUGAAAAUGAUGAAAAUGAUAGUGAUGAUGAUGGGUGGCCAUGUUUGAGUCAGACUGGACACUUACUGUUUCAAUCUGCCAUGCUGUAUGUCUAAAGCACAGGGACUACUCAAAGGUACAAUGUUAAGUAUUGAGCAGCAUUUAACAGAACAGACUUGGUAUGGAUAGAGAAAUAAGUGUGUUAGAGUUAGUGUAUAUUCACCUGACUUUAAACAUACUCUUUGACCCUGUCUGUCUAUCGUCCCUAAGGCACUCAUCAACAUGGGGGAGAUCCUUAAAGCUGCUGGCUGUGACUACUCCAACGGUAAAACCUCUGUAAUAUCUGAUUUUUUUGUAGUUUGUUAAGAAUGACUUGAACAAAAGUAAUCUGUGAUUUCAGUGGUGAAGACGACAGUGCUGUUGGCUGAUAUCAAAGACUUCAACAGCGUCAAUGAGGUCUACAAAACAUGUAAGAAGAUGCUUUGUUAUUCACUCGCACCAGGCUGUGUGUUUUUACUUUCAAAACAUUUAAAUCAUCCUGAAUGUGCCAAUUUAACCACAGGGGGGCACCCUUCAAUCAAAUCAGUCAGAGACAGCCUCAUUUAUUCAAUAUGAACAAAAAUCCUUAAGCCUGUUUUUGUCAUGUGGUUGGUAAAUCUGCAGAUUCUUAGUGCUCAGUGUUACUGGAAAAAGUCUUAAUGUUAGAAAAUUUGACAAUAUCAAAUAAAAGCUGAAAUUCUGCUUCCUUAUUUUAGAUGCAAACAAUUAAUUACUAUUUUUAUUUAAGAGUUUUAAGUGCAAUACUGCUCACACAUAUCCAUCCUCGAGUUUCAAUUUCACGACUAGAUUAUACUACAAUUAAAAAUAAAAUACCCAGUGCACUUUGCAGGAUCUGUGCCUGAGUUAUCAUGAGACGACACAGUGCCUCAUGUUACACCGACAUCCUUCAGAAAAUGACUGCUGACAGGUGUAUCAGUCACCUGACGGACGGCCUCACUCAGCUCGUCCUCUGCCGUAUGAAUGCAGCCUCCUCUGACCGGGCUUUUCCUCCUGGAUCACAGCAGACAGAUGUAACAGAGCUGCAGCGCCCAGCGAGUCGUAAAUGGACACCACUGUGCAGACACACAGAUGUAACCCAAUCCUCCCACAGCAGGCUCUGCUGUGCCCCCAGAGCUCCCAGCUCCCCUCUGACUCUGCUGAACCCUUAAACAUAGACAGGAAACUUUCCCUGACCUUGACAAGAGGAUAUGUUUUGUACAGGAAUGUAGAAAUCCUGGGCUGUUGUUUAAUUUUAAAAGACGACAGGUAGAUCCAGUUUUGAGAUUUCUUUAGGAUUUUACCCAUAAAACUUCAAAACUACAAAAGAUUUUUUUUUUUAAUCUGAUUUUAUCUUUGCUUAUUUUACAGGAAAGAUUCAAUAUAGAUUAUCAGCUUAAAAAAAGAGCAUUUGUAUUCUUGUUUUAAAAAUUUUUUAAUGCCCUAAAAAGUUAAAUUUUUUCCCAUAAUUUUAUUCAAAAAGUAAAAUUUCUCUACAUUCUACGUUUAUCACACAGAUAGGGAAAUAUGUCAGUUUUCUUGUUUGAAUCUUGAUGAAUACAGUUUACGGCUCAUGAAAACCAAAAAUCCACUAUCUCAAAAUAUUAGAAUAUCAUGCGAUGCCAAUACAGAAAAACAAAAACAAAAAUGUCAACCUUCAAGAAAAAUUAUGUUCAUUUAUGCACAAAAAGAGAAUAAAAGCUGAGUAAACAGGUGUUCAUAGAAAAUUAGAGCUCUUUUCAGGACUGAAAUAACUGACAAGUGACUGGACUUUUCCACACUAUUCUAACGUUUAGAGAAAACAGAUUUUUUGAUAUUCAUGAGCUAUAAACUGAAAUCAUCAAGAUUCAAACUAAAAAGUCUUGAAAUAUUUCACUUUGUUGUUUGAUAAGUCUAGAAAAUAUGAAUUUGGAUUCCUUUUUUGUAAGGUAAAAGUUGAACUUUUUCAGGACAUUUUAACUUUUUGACUAAAAAUCUGUAUUUUAUGGUGUAAAAUUGACCUUUAUUUAAAAUUUAACUCUAAUAACAAGUUUAAUUUUUUUAAAAUUAUGUAUUUCUCAAAGUUGGUACAUAAGCACAUAAUUAUCCAAUUUGAUUGAUGUAGCUCACAUUAUCUUUUUUCCCAAUACAACAAUAUGUGAAUAAGUGUAAAUGUUUGUCUUUCAGUUUUCACCAGUAACUUCCCUGCCAGAGCUGCUUACCAAGUCGCUGCUCUCCCCAGAGUGAGUAUGAACUGAACCCUGUUCAGUGUUUGCAUCUGUAACAUUUUUUUCCUUUACUAGAGGGGAUGGGACAGUAAAUAGAGCAGGAAACCAGGAGAAAGAGUGGGAAGUGAAAUGCAGGAAAAAGAGGCUGUAGAUUGGAAUCAUGAGGACUAUAUCCUCUUUGCACGGGGCCAAACCAGCGCCCAAAUCUAGAGUAUCUCUGUGGCUCUUAUCUGCCUCAUUUCCCACUUCUCAGUAUCUCCUUCUUUUUCUCCUCAGGGUGGACUGGUGGAAAUUGAAGCCAUUGCUGUUCUUGGCCCUCUCACUGACUCCUGACUAGCCGGCCAUGUUCCAAACAAACUGUAGUCACAUGAACAUCAAGUGACCUUUUAGUGAAUGUGUUUUGUUUUAUACAGAUAACACAGAAAAGACAGAGACAUCUUUUUUCCCCCCAAGUCUAGCACAUUAGUUUCUCUUCCUGUAGUUUCUAACAUGACAUACUUUCUUUAACAGAUCACAAUACCUAAGUUGAGAUUUUAUCUGUACAACAUUCCCCGGUUACAGUUGCCAAACUUGCUAAAACUCUUUGUGCUGUAAACAGUUUGGUGCUUCAUCUUCUGUUUCAUGAAACUCCAGCUCAUUGACAAUAAAACAGUGAAACCAGCAUGUGUGUGUCUGAACUCCAUUUAGAUAUUUAAAAUUAAAGACACAAAUCCUAAGGUUGUCUUUUUUAUUGUUUUGGACAGUUUGUAGCUUAUAACAGAUUUCAGGGCUGACAGAGAAAAUAAAUGACACAUCAGGAACAAAAAAAAA